Molecule: messenger RNA, 799 nt
Organism: Eutrema salsugineum
Lineage: Eukaryota; Viridiplantae; Streptophyta; Magnoliopsida; Brassicales; Brassicaceae
Product: 50S ribosomal protein L10, chloroplastic
Exons: 1
Coding region: 59-568 (169 amino acids)
Biological process (GO): translation
Cellular component (GO): large ribosomal subunit
Molecular function (GO): structural constituent of ribosome
Source: RefSeq, a predicted model, not a curated record
AAAUUUCUCAUUUCGAAUCUCGACCUUAGUUUUCUGGAAUCGUGCCUUUUGUAUAGUGAUGUCUAGCCUCAGAAGAGCUCUGCUAGUUGCAGGGAAGACGAAGAUAAACCUCGAGAACUGCCAUUUCAUCACCGGAAUCAACUACAACGGCCUUAGCGUCAAGCAGCUACAAGAGCUCCGUGGGAUUCUCCGGGAAAACAGCAAUACGAAGCUCCUCGUCGCCAAGAACACUCUUGUGUACAAAGCCUUAGAAGGAACCAAAUGGGAAUCUCUGAAGCCAUGUAUGAAGGGUAUGAACGCUUGGAUCUUCGUGCAAACCGAAGAUAUCCCUGCCGCUUUGAAGACGUUCAUCAAUUUCCAGAAAGAGAAGAAGCUCUUCGACAAUAACUUAGGCGGUGCCGUUUUCGAGGAAAAAUUGUACGCUCCUCAAGAUUAUAAGGUUAUUGAGACGAUGCCAUCUCGCUCCGAUGUCUAUGGUAUGAUGUUCGGCGCUUUGCAUUGGCCGGCGUUAGAUCUCGUCAAUACGUUGCAGGCACCAGCCGCGUCGGAAAAUGAGAGUGCUGCAUAGUUGAAGUUUUCCAAUAUCUUCAAUUAUCAGUGAGCUGAAAUAUCCACUUUGUGUUUGUGCUUUGGGAACCAAUCAAUCAAAAUAAUUUUUGAACUUCAUUUUCUGACCAGUGUUUCUGGUUUUGUUACAAUAAUUUUUGAGAUUUCAUGUUAUACUGUUGUUAUCUUAGAAGAAAAUUGGCUAAUACAAUGGUGAAAUAAUCUUGUUGUGGACUUGAAAUUCCACUUUUGC